Messenger RNA from Mizuhopecten yessoensis (Yesso scallop), 2183 nucleotides. RefSeq names its product heat shock factor protein 5-like. The record is from RefSeq and is a predicted model, not a curated record. Gene Ontology annotation, molecular function: DNA-binding transcription factor activity; sequence-specific DNA binding. Gene Ontology annotation, biological process: regulation of DNA-templated transcription. The transcript is spliced from 3 exons. NCBI's taxonomy places the organism in Eukaryota, Metazoa, Mollusca, Bivalvia, Pectinida, Pectinidae. The coding region runs from base 63 to 1463 and encodes 466 amino acids.
GCAAGACGUGCCACUGUUCGAGAACAACACCACUCGCGAUUUCCAGGUAAAAAGAACAUAAUAUGGAGGAAAUUGAGGAAAACAUUUUGGAUAAACUCUUAAUGCCACCUGUGUCACAAAUACGCUUUCCUCUGAAGCUUUGGAAGCUUUUAAAUACAUGUGACAGUGGGGCAAUUUCGUGGAGCAUCGACGGGAAGUCUUUCAUCAUAAAUAGAAAAAUAUUUCAGACGGAGUUUUUAAGCAGAAAAUCUGAUACAUUCAAAACUCAAAACAUAAGCAGUCUUGUGCGUCAAUUAAAUUUGUAUGGUUUCCAAAAAGUUCAAAGACGACCCUUUGCGGGAAUAUCAAGGAAAAACUGGCCUGACCUGUUGGAGUAUCGUCACACCCAUUUUCGGAGGGGCUAUCCUGAACUUGUGAACGUUGUUCAGCGGCGAUCAAAAGAAGAGGAGGAAGACCGGAUAGCUAGCAAUAAUCUCGCCAUGUAUCGGACUCCAGACCCAAUCUCUAAGACACAACCCUUGCAGAACCAGGACGGAGUCUACUCGAUAGCACGAAAAGAAGGAAACAGUGAGAUUUUGGAGCCGUUUUGCCAUCAGGGACAAGGACAUGCACAUGGCCAGUCUUCUUUUCAGCCAAUGAAGCUACCUUUGAAACGUCUAAACAAAGCGCCGGUUCGCUCAAAAAACACACUGCAGACUAUAUCACUAUCAAACCAAGCGGGCGUUUUCCAGUUCCCUAUAACCAUACCGGAGAAUUCUCUGCAGCCAAUAACGUUACCUUUCAAAAGUCACAACUUAUCUUCCAUGAGCGCUGACAAACAAGACGCCAAUUUUCAGACCAUACCAAUGGUCUGCGGAAGCUUGUACGGACAGGAAAGCAUUCUGAAGCCCAUAACGUCGCCAUUCGGUAUACAGCUUUUGAGAAAUAGCGUUCAGAUCUCGCAGUCUGGCCUACCACAGGGACAGGCUACUCAAAUACUCCAAAUGGACCACUCACAGGAGCUAGCUUAUCAAACCCUUCGGACGGAGCACUUCCAGGGGCCAGGCGUUCAGACUCUGCCAACAGAUCACAUAUAUGAACAGGACGAUCAGACUCUACAGACGGACGAAAACUCACAGGGACAGGGAACACAAAUUAUCCAGAUGGACCACUUACAGGAACCCGGCGUUCAGAUUCUCCAGAUGGAAGAAAUGCAAGAAAAGGAAGUUCAUACUCUCACGAUAGAACAAAUACCAGAACAGGGUGUUCAGGCUCUCGAGAUGGAACACACACAGGGGCAGAGGAACACAUUCACCCUGGGUGCGGUUGAAUCUCCCGUUGUCUUGACGGAAAGUGAGACUGCUUUCACCUCGAACCAGCCAGAAACAACUUAUGCCGUACCCAGCCAGUUCAGGACCGUAGAUGCAAAUGACAUUCUCGCUACAUUCUAUAUACCCAAACAUGCUGAUCCAUCUAGCUCAUAGACCGAGAGACACCGUACAGAUACAGCCAUCCCAUUUGUCGGCUUCACAUUCACCUUGCAUCUUUAAGUUCAAAACUCUCCUGCACCGUCGGGUUCACAGCCAUACCACACCGUUGGGUUCAUAGCCAUCCAGCACAGUCAGGUCCAUAGCCAUCCCGCCCACCGUGGGGUUAAAGCCAUCCCGCACCGUCGGGCUUACUUUCAUCCCGCACCGUCGGGCUUACUGCCAUUCCACUACGUCGGGCUCACAGGUCCUCUGCACCAUCAGGUUUACGGCCAUCCUGGACCGUCGGGCUCACAGGUCCUCUGUACCAUCAGGUUUACAGUCAUCCUGGACCGUCGGGCUCACAGGUCCUCUGCACCAUCAGGUUUACGGCCAUCCUGCACCGUUGGGCUCACAGGUCCUCUGUACCAUCAGGUUUACAGCAAUUCUGCACCAUCGGUCUCACAGGUCCUUUGCAUACAGCCAUCAUGCAACGUCGAUUUUACAGUCAGGUGUCAGCAAUCCCGCAUCGCGAGAUUCACAUCUUUCUAUAAGUGUCAGCUUCAAAGCCAUCCCCUUCACAGUUUCACAGACCGACAUGGAUCCUCCAGAAUUCAUCUUUUCUUUUUGUGCAUGUACAAAUAUGUUAUGGCUUAUUUCGUGCAGUUUUCGAACAUAAUUUCACUGAAACUUUGCGUUUACCAAGUAUCUUUUGGUUUGUUUAGUCCCUGGACGGAA